UAUUGAUCAGACAUUUAUUAGAACAAAUUACAAAUGUAUUUGUUGGGUUGUUGUAACGAAGAUGGUCUUCAGACUCGGUUCCCAUUUCCCUUGAUCCUGGCCUAGGUAUUUCUUACAGACGCUUUUUCUUUCUUCUGUUCACCUAAAUUCCCUCGUCCGUGAUCCGAUCAGUGAUAUUCAACUUCAGUGUGAAAUCGUCGAGGAAUUUUGAGCAUCCAUAUACAAACCGGGAUUUGAUAUUUGGGAUCGUGUAAAUGGCAACUCCCGGUGGACCUCGACCAGGCAAUCCACCGCCUAAUUAUAACCCUAAUUCAAUUGCUGAUAAUAUGCAAAACCUUCAAAUCAAUCGCCCUAACAUGCCUCCCAAUUCAGCUGGUGGACCUAGAGGUCCACCUCCUCCGUUUGGUCAACAACCAUUCCCUUCAUCAGCUCCAUUUUCAUCGUCUCCAUUUUCAGGACCUUCUCGUCCAGGACCCCCUCCUCCAGGUGUUGUUCCCAGGGGUGCAGUGCCACCGCCUACUGGACCCCCACAAGGUGCAUUGCCUCCUUUCAUGGCUUCCAACCGACCUCCUGGUAGUAACCCCCCUCCUCCAUUUGCUUCAAGGCCUAUGACUUCUGGACCCUUGCCUUCUUCAACAAUGAGUUCUCGUCCUGGUCCUUUUGCAUCCUCCCCUUUGUCAACUGGUAUGCCUGUGCCACCACUAGGCGGUGGUCCUCCGAGCAAUGGCCCACCAGCAUUUGGACCAGGUGGUAUGCAAGGCGGUGGUCCUCUGUUCCCUCCAUCUGGUGUUAGACCAAGACCAUCUUCUGGACCUCCACCUUCUCUACCAACCAUGGGUGGUCCCUUUUCCGGCCAAACAACACAAACUCCUGGAAGUCCGCCUGAUUAUCAACAAAGAGGGCCAGGUUCACUAGCACCACCACCAUUUUCAACAGCUCAGAGAGGACCUCCAACGUUUUCAGCUCAGGGUCAACCACAAGCUUCUCCUUUUGGGGCUCAACCAUGGCAAAUGCAACCUCCACCAAUGUCUGGUUCUAGUCAACCACCAAGAAUGUUUGGCAUGCCACCACCACUUCCCAAUCAACAAUCACUGGCCACAAUCUCACCUGCCAUGGGUGCUGGUGUAGGUGCAGUUACAGGACCAUCAAAGAUUGACCCUAACCAAAUCCCUCGCCCUAUUCCAAAUUCCUCUGUGCUUAUUCAUGAAACUCGACAGGGAAACCAGGCAAAUCCUCCACCGCCUGCUACAAGCGAGUUCAUUGUAAGGGAUACUGGAAACUGCAGUCCACGAUACAUGAGGUGUACCAUCAACCAGAUUGCUUGCACAACCGAUCUUUUGAACACAUCUGGGAUGCAGUUGGCUUUGUUGGUCCAGCCUUUGGCUCUCCCUCAUCCAUCUGAAGAGCCCAUCCAAAUAGUGGAUUUUGGUGAAAGUGGUCCUGUUCGCUGUUCUCGUUGCAAAGGCUAUAUCAAUCCGUUCAUGAAGUUUGUUGAUCAAGGAAGACGUUUUAUCUGUAACUUCUGUGGUUUCACUGAUGAAACUCCCCGUGAGUAUCAGUGCAAUUUAGGCCCAGAUGGCAGAAGAAGAGAUGCUGAUGAAAGACCUGAGCUUUGUAGAGGCACAGUUGAAUUUGUUGCUACAAAGGAAUUUAUGGUGCGGGACCCGAUGCCAGCUGUCUUUUUCUUCCUCAUUGAUGUGUCUAUGAACGCCAUACAGACUGGUGCUACAGCUGGAGCUUGCAGUGCUAUCAGCCGAGUUAUUUCUGAUCUUCCAGAGGGUCCACGGACUAUGGUGGGAAUUGCUACAUUUGACUCCACCAUCCAUUUUUACAACCUCAAACGCGCAUUACAGCAGCCGUUAAUGCUCAUAGUUCCUGAUGUACAAGAUGUAUACACUCCUCUUCAAACUGAUGUUAUUGUUCAACUUUCUGAGUGUCGUCAGCAUCUAGAUCUGCUUCUAGAAAGCAUCCCAACUAUGUUUCAGAAUAAUAAAACAGCAGAUUCAGCUUUUGGUGCUGGAAUCAAGGCUGCUUUUAUGGCAAUGAAGAGCACUGGAGGCAAACUUUUGGUAUUUCAAUCAGUUCUGCCUUCUGUUGGUAUUGCUGCACUUUCUGCUAGAGAAGCUGAAGGAAGAACUAAUAUAUCUGCAGGCGAGAAGGAACCUCAUAAACUACUCCAACCAGUAGACAAGACUUUAAAGACAAUGGCGAUUGAGUUUGCUGAGUACCAGGUUUCUGUUGAUGUAUUUAUAACGACCCAAAGUUAUGUAGACAUUGCUUCAAUCUCUGUGAUCCCAAGAACAACAGGAGGACAGCUGUACUAUUAUCACCCGUUUUCAGCUCUUUCAGAUCCUGCAAAACUUUACAAUGAUCUUCGAUGGAAUGUCACAAGGCCACAAGGCUUUGAAGCUGUGAUGCGUGUUAGAUCUAGUCAGGGUCUUCAAGUUCAAGAAUAUUCCGGAAACUUCUGUAAACGCAUCCCCACAGAUGUUGAUCUCCCUGCGAUUGAUUGUGACAAAACCAUCAUGGUGACUCUGAAACAUGAUGACAAACUGCAGGAUGGAACAGAAUGUUCUUUUCAGUGUGCACUUCUUUAUACAACUGUUUAUGGACAAAGAAGAAUACGUGUGUCUACAUUGUCAUUGCCAUGCACAACCAUGUUGAGCAAUCUCUUCCGCUCAGCUGACUUGGAUACACAAUUUUCAUGUUUUCUAAAGCAAGCUGCAAAUGAGAUCCUUGCAAAUCCGUUAUUACAUGUAAGGGAGCAAGUCACAAAUCUUUGCAUCAAUAUUCUUCACGCGUAUCGCAAGUUUUGUGCCACUGUGUCUUCAUCAGGACAGCUUAUUCUUCCGGAAGCACUCAAAUUGUUACCUUUGUACACUCUCGCUUUGAUUAAAAGUAUUGGAUUGCGGACGGAUGGGCGGAUAGACGAGCGGUCAUUCUGGAUCAAUUAUGUAUUCCCGCUUUCGGCGCAAUUGGCGGUUCCGCUUGUGUACCCUAGAAUGAUAAGUGUUCACGACCUUAAUUCAAAGGAAACAGAUGGAUCUGUGAUUCCGGUUGCUAUUCCUCUAUCGAGUGAGCAAGUGAAUGAGAAUGGAAUUUAUCUUCUUGAAAAUGGGGAGGAUUGUUUAAUUUAUAUUGGAAGCUCUGCAGAUCCUGAUACAACAAGACAACUGUUUGGCAUUUCUUCUGUUGAUGAGAUUCCCAGUCAGUUUGUGUUGCAGCAAUACGAUAAUCCUUUGUCAAAGAAGCUUAAUGAGGUCAUAAAUGAGAUUAGGAGCCAAAGAUGCAAUUAUCUUCGCUUAAAAUUAUGCAAGAAAGGAGAUCCAUCAGGGGUGUUGUUCUUCUCGUACAUGGUGGAAGACAAGUCUCCAAAUGGUCUCUCAUAUGUUGAGUUCUUAGUGCAUGUUCAUCGACAAAUUCAAAGCAAAAUGAAUUAA
Messenger RNA from Lactuca saligna, 3440 nucleotides. Lineage: Eukaryota; Viridiplantae; Streptophyta; Magnoliopsida; Asterales; Asteraceae. The record is from the annotation of a GenBank genome assembly.